AUCGCGGACCGGACAGGGACCAGAAAACCAGGAAGCUUUUCAUUUGUUUUAUUACUCUGCGGUACUCAUCCCUCAGAAAACCAAACACGAUGGCCCAGUUUCAGGAAGUAUCAAGACAGUCCAGCCUGCACCCUAAGCCUGCAGGGUUGGUUUUGCAGUAUGGCACCGCUGGUUUCAGGACUAACGCCAAACAGCUGGACCACAUCAUGUUCAGGAUGGGACUGCUGGCAACACUCCGCUCCAAAAAGACAAAAGCCACCAUCGGAGUUAUGGUCACUGCAUCUCACAACCCAGAGGAGGACAACGGGGUGAAGCUCAUUGACCCCAUGGGGGAGAUGGUGACACCGGCAUGGGAGGGCUACGCCACCCAGCUGGCCAACGCAGAGCAGGAAGAAUUGCUUACUGCUCUGAAGGACGUUAUAGAGAAGGAGGCCAUAAACAUGAGCCAGGAAGCGAACGUGUUUGUAGGCAAAGACACCAGGAGCAGCAGCGCCAGCCUUUCACAAGCAGUACUGGAUGGAGUAUCUGCUCUCAGUGGUCACAGCAAAGACUAUGGAUUGGUAACCACCCCACAGCUCCACUUCAUGGUCUGUUGUCAGAACACUCUGGGCAAAUAUGGAGAGGCCACAGUGGACGGAUACUACAACAAACUCUGCCAAGCUUUCAUUCAGCUCACCAAGAGUGCGUCCAACCGUACAGACGACCAGAAGCACCUCUGUGUGGACGGUGCUAAUGGCAUCGGGGCUCUGAAGGUGCGUGAGAUGGAGAGACACCUAAAGACGGAGCUGCAAAUUUCCCUCUUCAACGACGGCAGCAAAGGGAAGCUAAAUCACGAGUGUGGUGCCGACUUUGUCAAAGUGCAGCAGAAACCUCCAACAGGCAUUAAGACAAACGCAGGUGAGCGAUGCUGCUCAUUUGACGGUGAUGCUGACCGAAUAAUUUAUUACUACACCGACUCUGAAGGACGAUUUCACUUGCUGGAUGGAGACAAGAUCGCCACACUCAUCAGCACUUUCCUUAAAGAGACGCUCACAGAGGCGGGCCUAGACUUGAAGAUAGCAGUGGUGCAAACCGCUUAUGCUAACGGAAGCUCGACACACUAUCUGGAGGACACUAUGAAAGUAAUAGUGAGGUGCACUAAGACUGGAGUGAAGCACCUGCAUCAUGCAGCGCAGGAGUUUGACACUGGUGUCUACUUCGAGGCAAAUGGCCACGGGACUGUGUUGUUCAGCAAGGCGGCUGAAGAGAAGAUCCAACAGCUGGCUGAAAAUCCCAACACCGAUGACAAGAGGAAGAGAGCAGCUCUCCUGCUGCAGAACACGAUUAAUGUCAUCAACCAGACUGUAGGUGAUGCAAUUUCUGACAUGCUGCUGAUUGAGGCUAUAUUAGCCAUCAAAGGUAUGACUGUCCAGCAGUGGGAUGCCAUCUACAGUGACCUGCCAAAUAGGCAGCUUAAAGUCAAGGUGUCAGACCGCAGGGUGAUCGACACAACAGAUGCAGAGAGACGGGCAGUGAGCCCAGCAGGACUACAGGAGGCCAUUGACAGCUUAGUGAAGAAAUACAGACUGGCCCGCUCCUUUGUGAGACCCUCUGGUACAGAGGACGUGGUCAGAGUUUAUGCCGAAGCAGAAACUCAGGAGAGUGCUGAUGCCCUGGCACAUGAAGUCAGCCUUGCAGUAUAUCGCAUGGCAGGUGGAGUGGGAGAUGAACCCAGGCCGCUGCACUAGAAACACUUAUGCACACAAUGUUGACCCAUCAAUAUGUGAUUUUUUUUAAAAAUGCAAUUCCAGUUGAUAACAUCAUUUUCUACAGUCAUAAUAUAUCAAAAUAUCAUGGUUUUUAUUUUGGUAAGGUGCCAAAUCAUUUUGUACUGUUAAUUGCACUUAGUUCUUCACUCCGAUUUCUAUUUUUCUGUAUUUCUAUGUCAAGAUAUGGGGGGCACUGGAACACAAUGAAAAGGUUUUAUGUUACAUUAAGUAAUGGUACUCUUGGCUUGUUAUUGCAUCUCAAACAGGCUGUCAUGUGCCUAAAAAUAAUGAGUUAAUUUGUAACAUAAAUAAGCUGCUAUACUGGAUACAUAUAUCAUAAUUAUUCAUUUCCGUUUCUGGGAGGUUUUAAUGUGGGUUUCAAUAAACAUUUUAUCAUACUGUAACUUCCUACUACAGUUAAAGUAAGGAAUUUUCAAAUUAAAAUGGUGAAAUUGAAGGUUUACAUGAAUGUUGGGUAGAUUAUUGAAUAAAUAAUGCAAAAAGAGAAAACAACA
Molecule: messenger RNA, 2263 nt
Organism: Thunnus maccoyii (southern bluefin tuna)
Lineage: Eukaryota; Metazoa; Chordata; Actinopteri; Scombriformes; Scombridae
Gene: pgm3
Product: phosphoglucomutase 3
Exons: 13
Coding region: 90-1727 (545 amino acids)
Biological process (GO): hemopoiesis; carbohydrate metabolic process; UDP-N-acetylglucosamine biosynthetic process
Molecular function (GO): magnesium ion binding; phosphoacetylglucosamine mutase activity
Source: RefSeq, a predicted model, not a curated record